Molecule: messenger RNA, 3732 nt
Organism: Mastomys coucha (southern multimammate mouse)
Lineage: Eukaryota; Metazoa; Chordata; Mammalia; Rodentia; Muridae
Gene: Itih5
Product: inter-alpha-trypsin inhibitor heavy chain 5
Exons: 14
Coding region: 117-2975 (952 amino acids)
Biological process (GO): hyaluronan metabolic process
Molecular function (GO): serine-type endopeptidase inhibitor activity
Source: RefSeq, a predicted model, not a curated record
GGAGGGGCUUUGGUGGAGGCGGGGCUGUAUGGAGCGUGUUUCUCUGCAGCCGCAGUUCCUCCAACUCCCUGAAAAACCUUCCCUGUCCCAGAGAGGUCGCGCGCUCCGGCUUUGCCAUGCUCCUGCUGCUAGGGCUGUGCCUGGGGUUGCCCCUCUUCUCAAAGUCCCAGGAAGAGGCCCGGAGCUGGGAUGACACCUCGGAGCAAGUCCUGCUCAGGGUCCCCAGGCAACUGAGGCUGUUGCAAAGGCUGAAAACCAAGCCCUUGAUGGCGGAGUUUUCCGUGAAAUCUACCAUCAUUUCCCGCUAUGCCUUCACCACGGUGACCUGCAGAAUGCUCAACAGAGCUUCUGAAGACCAGGAUGCUGAGUUCCAGAUGCAGAUUCCAGAAUCGGCUUUCAUCACCAACUUCACCAUGCUUAUAGGAGACAACGUGUAUCGGAGUGAAAUUACACAGAAAGAAAGGAAAAGCAGAGAUAGCAUAAAAGAAAAAAGGAACAGAACCUCAGACGAUAAUGAGGAGAACGGGAGUGACAUGUUCAAAGCUUCUUUAGUGAUUCCCAGCAAGGACAAAGCUGCUUUCUUCCUCAGUUAUGAAGAGCUUCUGCAGAGGAGGCUGGGGAAAUACGAGCAUAGCAUCAGCGUGCGCCCCCAGCAGUUGGUGGGGAGGCUGACUGUGGAGGUGAACAUCCUGGAGCGGUCGGGGAUCACGUCCUUGGAAGUGCUGCCUCUUCACAACAGCCGGAAGAAGGGUAGUGGGAGAGCGGAAGGUGACAUGGGUCCUCCUCCUUCUACUCUCAUCAACCAAAAUGAAACGUUUGCCAAAGUCGUCUUUAAGCCUACUGUGGUCCAACAAGCUAAGAUUGCCCAGAACGGGAUCUUAGGAGACUUCAUCAUUCGGUAUGAUGUCAAGAGAGAGCAGAACAUUGGUGACAUCCAGGUUCUAAAUGGUUACUUCGUGCACUACUUUGCUCCUAAAAACCUCCCUCCUCUACCCAAGAAUGUGGUCUUCGUGCUUGACAUCAGUGCCUCCAUGGUGGGAGCGAAACUCCAGCAGACCAGAGAGGCCCUCGUCACAAUUCUCAAUGACCUCCGACCCCAGGAUCGAUUCAAUAUCAUUGGGUUCUCCAACCGGAUUAAAAUGUGGAAAGACCACUUGCUACCAGUGACUCCUGACAACAUUAGGAAUGGCAAGAUCUACAUGUACCAUCUGUCACCCACUGGAGGCACAGACAUCAAUGGGGCCCUUCAGACUGCCAUCAAACUGCUCAACAACUACGUGGCCCAGAAUGACAUCGAAGAUCGAAGCGUGUCCCUCAUCAUCUUCCUCACCGAUGGGAAACCCACCUUUGGGGAGACCAACACCCUCAAGAUUCUCAGCAAUACCAAGGAAGCCACCGGAGGUCAGAUCUGCAUCUUCACCAUUGGCAUCGGCAAUGAUGUGGACUUCAAACUGUUAGAGAAACUUUCCCUGGAGAACUGCGGUCUCACAAGGCGCGUUCAGGAGGAGGAGAAGGCAGGAGCGCAGCUCAUCGGGUUCUACGAUGAGAUCCGGACCCCGCUUCUCUCUGACAUCCGCAUAGAUUACCCUCCCGAUGUAGUAGAGCAUGCCACCCAAACCGUGUUCCCCAACUACUUCAACGGCUCUGAGAUCGUGAUUGCAGGGAAGAUCGUAGACAAGAAGUUCGAUCAACUGCACGUGGAGGUCACUGCCAGCAACAGUAAGAAAUUUGUCAUCCUGAAAAGAGACAUCCCUGUGGAGUCCCGGAAGAUGGGGAAUGAUGUCUCAGUCAUGCCUGGCUCCGCCCGUGAUGGUGCGAAGGACAUCAACCACCUCGAGCGUCUUUGGAGCUACCUCACUGUGAAGGAGCUGCUGAGCUCCUGGAGGCAGAGCAACAGUGAGCAAGAGAAAGAGCAGCUGAGGCAGAAGGUCCAGGACUUAGCCUUGAACUACCAUUUCCUCACCCCCUUCACCUCCAUGAAGCUGAAGAAACCAGGCCUCCACAUAAACCAGCUGGAGGAUGCCCAUGGCAUGUCUGCAGCCACAGGACCUGCGACAGUGGUGCAGAACCUGCGAGAGGCUGGCAUGCAGCCAGGACCUGCUCUCAAGAAAUCAUAUGACCCAAGAAUUAAAAUCUCUAAAACAUCAGUGGAUGGCGAUCCUCAUUUUGUAGUGGAUUUCCCUUUAAGCAAACUCACUGUCUGCUUUAACAUUGAUGGAGAGCCCGGGGACAUCCUACGGCUGGUCUCUGAUCACCUGGACUCUGGUGUGACCGUGAAUGGAGAGCUUACUGGGGCCCCUGCACCUCCGAAUGGUCACAAGAAACAGCGAACAUACUUCCGCACCAUCACCAUCCUCAUCAACCGGCCAGAGAGAUCUUACCUUGAGAUCACACCGAACAGGGUCAUCCUGGACGGUGGGGACAGGCUGGUCCUCCCCUGCAACCAGAGCGUGGUGGUAGGGAGCCGAGGACUGGAGGUGUCAGUGUCUGCCAACGCCAAUGUCACCGUCACCAUUCAGAGCAACAUUGCCUUUGUCAUCCUCAUUCACCUCUACAAAAAGCCAGCACCCUUCCAGAGAAACCACCUGGGCUUCUACAUCGCCAACAGCGAAGGCCUUUCCAACAAUUGCCAUGGGCUGUUAGGCCAGUUCCUGAACCAGGAUGCCAAACUCGUAGGAGUUCCUGAGGAAUACGGCAAGAAUCUUAGUAAUCAGCCUUUUCCUCAGGCAGAAGGGAUGCCUGAGGCUAUCCUGAAGGUGAAAGGGCGCAGAGUUCCAGUGGUCUGGAAACAAAGGAAGAUUUACAAUGGGCAAGCACAGGUAGACUGCUGGUUUGACAAAAACAAUGCCGCAAAGCUGAUUGACGGCGUCUAUAAGGACUACCUGGCAUCUCAUCCUUUUGACACAGAGAGUGCGCUGGGCCUGGGCAUGUCCGGGAAAGCUGAAACGGACAGCCCUCAUGAGGAGAGUGUCUAAAAGGGAAGUGACAUUGGGUCUACUCUGGGUGCAACUCUUCUUGUUACAGGUGGCUACCUUGGCUCUUGCUAUGCGCAGUACUGUGUAGCCCGCCCCCUGGCGGAGUGGAGGUCCAAUGUCUCCAAGAGCAAUGAGUCAGAGCAGGAAGCUGAAAUGCAAAUACUAUAUUCUACUUCCCCCGUCCUGCCUUCCUCAUCUAUACUAGAUAAAAAAAAAAAAAGCUAGCACCAAGAGGAGUAAUUAAGUAAAAUCGCCCAGUACCUGGCUUAUCCAUCUUAUUCUACCUUGACGUACCGCUUUCUGAGGAAGCAGGGUUGCCAUGGCAUUUGUUUUCUCUGUAAGGGUGGCCGAGUUUGGCCACUCUGCUUUUUUGCCCUAUGUUUAUGCUUAGGAAGGUCUUUCAGUUGCCUUCUCCAGACGGUGCUCCCAAUCUCUCCUUCCGACGUCAUUUACAUUGAGGCCAGGCCACCAGUUAAGCACACAAAUAAUUUGUACAUUGGAUCUCUAAACAGCUAGAUCUUUUCUUAGCAGAAGAUAUUUUGUUUCCUGCUGUGGAAUCUUGCCCAGUCAAUAUCCCAGAUACUUAUCUUGUCCUGAUUGGCUUUGCAGAUCACUUGGCCUUGCUGGUGGGUGUUUUCCAAUUUAUUCCAAUAAACCAAGUGAUUUUAAUAAAUAGGAAAACUCCCCACGGGUGUCUUUUACUGGCUUGCCUUGGUGCCGAAGAGCCAGCUAGUUGAAAAAUAAACCUUCUACUCAG